UCCACACAUCUGAAAGUCGCCAAGUUUGAGAAACAUUGCAAAGGAUUCCGAAUUCCUGCUUUCUUUCUAGCUUUGCAUCGAAUCUCACAAAAGAUCGCUUUUUCUCUUUGCUCCGGGCGAAUCACAUGAAAGCUGUCACGGGCUUCAGAGACACAGACCUUUGCUGUGAUGUUGCCGUAAAGUUGCACUUGCUCUUCCCUCGUGUCCCUUUUCAGCUCACGCUCUCUCCGAUUCCGAGAUCCGGCUGUUUCGUUCCGUUCCGGAAUACUUUCCUGGGGCCGCCAAUCCCAGGUUUCAAUGGGCAGAGAUAUUCGGCUCGCUGUACCUUUAAGAAAACGUUCCUUCCCUUUCGCUACAAUCGAAUCUCUCCCAGAUGAGAGAGCCGCCUUAGCAACCGCUAUCCAAUGGCGUCUCUCGGCGAAAGGGAAGCGGGAACGAGCCCCCCGAGGCAUACCCAAUCGGCGGCGGCGCGUGUAGGAGAGAGGUCUGCAUAUCCAUAUAUAAAAGGGAGAGAGAAUCCUUGAAAAGUCAUGGAAGCAGAAGUACUAUUGGCUCCUAUAACAGCUCUGGAGAUGGUGGGAGACCAUCUUAUCGCAGGAGAAGGACCCUAUAUAGGCAUAUAUAGUUUGGAGCCUAACGCCAGUCCAUCAGCAAGAUGCUCCAAGCAGGUCCUUCAGAACUAUACUGUCCAUGGUAUUAAGGAGCAGCAGAGUUUGAGUCCUAGAGAUAACCAAUCCCCAACCCUGGCUGUUUUUGGAGGCAAAAGCUUUGUGGUUGUAGAGCUCAGCUUCCAGAACAGCUCAGUGGAACUCAGUGAAGUCUUUCCUUUCUGUGAGCUGCACGACUGGAUCUGGGACCUGCAGUGGAUGGAAUGCAGGACGGAGAGGCCCAGUAGGGUGGCUGUGGCCUUGGGACACAAUUCAGUGGCACUAUAUGACUGCACCAGCCAGAGGGUUCUCCAAGAAGUGCACUGCCAAGAGAAGUGUAUCCUCUAUUCUGCCCACUUGGUGGGGAGCCGCUGGGAGACUUUGGUUCUGGUGGCUGGCACUGUUUUUCAUCAGUUGGUGGUUUGGGGCGUGGCUGACCAGGCAGAUGACACAGGAAGAAUAAAGCCCUGCAGUAGGAUUAGUGGACACAGCGGUGUCAUCUUCAGCAUUCGCUUCUCGGAGAGCCAGGGCAUCCUGGCCUCUGCCUCAGAUGACAGGAGUGUUCGGCUCUGGAGCAUCGGGGACCUCAGAGCCCCUCCUGCUCUGGUCCCGUGCUUGCUGGUAUGCUACGGGCACCAGUCCAGAGUCUGGUCGGUAAGACUGCUGAGGGACUACAUCAUCAGCAUUGGUGAGGAUUCAGCCUGUCUUGUGUGGACCUAUCAGGGCAAGAUUGUCCACAGCUUCAAAGGACACAAGGGCCAGGGACUCCGGGCAGUGGCUGUGGAUGAGGAGCGAGGCUGGGUGUUUACAGGGGGAGCCGAUUCGGGCAUUAGACACUGGUGCUUCAAGGAACGAAGCAGCACUGGAAACAGGCUCUCACAGCUGGAUUUUGCUUCCUCUAGCAGAAAAGGAUCCCCCAGGGCAGUAAAACUGGUGGAUGAAAACCAUCUACUGGUGAUGACUGAUGCUGGGGCUGUCUUUUCCUGGGACUUGAUUUCUAAAAAUUGGGUGUGGCUCCUGCAGGAUGCCACUUAUCAGUCUUACAGUCUCUUAGAAGUGUCCAAGCUUGCCAGUGGAGACUUUCUCUGUGCCAUGGGCAACUUGUCGGGGCAGGUGAAAGUUUUUCCGCUCAGCAGUCCCACCCAAAGCAAGGAGAUAAACCUCUUUGAAGGGAAAGUGCACAAUUUGACUUGGGCCGCAGAUCCAAACCGGAACCUCAAUACUUGCAGCCUCUUUGCUUCUGGCCCGGCUGGGGCUUUGCUGUGGCUGGAGGCCUCUUGGCGCCCACGUGGAGGAACAACAGUGGUGCUAAAGCAAUGUUUUCUCCUGCCAGUGUGCAAGCAGCGAUGGCACACCUGCAUUGCUUUUUUGCCCCGGGGAGAGUUUCUGCUUUGUGGCGACCGCAGAGGUUCUCUUAUGACGUUUGCCUGCAAGCCAACUCCGGGACUGGAAGAAGCACAAGGAGGGGGUGAACCUGGCAGUUCUACUUCAGAGACCGCCUGUGCCUUGCCUGGAUUUUCCUUCCCUAUUGGAAGUGGAGAGCCCCAUGCCGAGAGGCCUGUUUCGCUGCUUUUUGGGCUUCAUGGGAAACAGGGGGUGACCUCGGUAACCUCCCACGGUGGCUUUAUUUACAGCACGGGGAGGGACAGCUGCUACCGCCAGCUGCAAGUGAAGGAUCGGCAGCUCCAAGUGCUGAGGAAGCAAAAGCCAUGCAAAGACCUAGAGUGGCUGGAAGAGCUACGCUUUGGCCCCGAUGGGAGCCUGAGGGUGCUCGGCUUCCAUGCUACCCACUUUGUAAUUUGGAGUGCCAGCAGCAGUGAAAGGCUUCUCUGCAUUCCCUGCGGAGGUGGCCACCGUUCCUGGAGCUACGUCCACUGCCUUUCCGCAGAGACCUUUGCCUAUAUCAAAUCUGGGGAAAUUUGGUUGUACCAAAGUAAAGACGCUGCCAGUGGGCAGCGAAUCCUGAAAGCUGCUCUGCACGGUAGGGGGAUGACAUGUGUGUGUCACGUCGGUACCCUGGAAGCCUCUGGGCAAGAGAGGAUCAGUGUUUUUGCUACAGGAAGUGAGGACAAUACGGUCAACAUUCUCGCUUUUAAUGUGCAAACUCGCAGAGUGACCCAGCUCGCUGCUCUUGGCGACCACAUCUCCAGUGUAAGAGCUCUGACUGUAGUGCAGAAUGGCGUUAGUCAGCCUGAGGGGGAAAGGAUCUCCGCUAUGCUUUUUUCUGCUGGGGGACGAGCCCAGAUCGAGUGUUAUCGAUUAACGCUCAGCCCUAAGCCUGAUUCCAGCAGCAGCAGCGUAGCCUGUCAGCUGGUCCAUGUGGCAUCGCAUCGCUUAGAUGAGCACUGGGACUACAAGAAGAAUAAGCACAAACUCAUCAAGAUGGAUCCAGAAACCAGGUACAUGUCUGUGGUGGUGCUUGCUAGGAUAGAAGAGGCGGAAUUGCCCGGUCCCUUGUGCUUCCUAGCUGCUGCUUGUAGUGAUGCAUCUGUCCGAUUGUUCCUGUUGCUUGAGAACGCCAAGAAGUUGUGUCUCAUAGCAGAAUCCUUUCACCAUCAGCACUGUGUCCUGAAGGUCGAGGCAUUUGCCUACAAGAUGGCUAGUGGGAGAAGGAGACAUUUUAUGGGCAGUGCGGCCACUGAUGGUAGCAUUGCAUUUUGGGACGUUACUGCUGCCCUCAGUCAUAUUUCAGCAAUUGUGAAGACAGGAGACAUUCCGGUGAAACCCCUAGCCCUGGAAUCUCCAAUCCUGACCGUUCAGGCUCACAGCUGCGGUGUGAACAGCCUCCACAUCCAGAAAACAGCCAAGAGACACUUUGUAGUGGUCAGUGGCAGUGAUGACGGGUCCAUCUCUGUCCAUGUUAUUGAGGUGAAGGCUGAAAGCGCUGUGGGCCAGGAGACCCCAGCCAGGGCUGGCAUCCAAGUGAUCAGAAAAGUAUCCAGGCUUGGUGCUCACGCAGCUCAUGUGACGGGAGUGAGGCUCCUCCACCUGAACUUCCUCCUUUCUGUGUCAGUGGAUCAACGCUUGACCCUCUGGAGUCUCUGUGAGGACAGCUUGUCAUUCGUAUGGAGCAAAUUCUGCCACGUGGCUGAUGUGGCUGCUCUGGAGUGUUGGGAAACUGAAGGACACAGCUAUCGCGGUGUGAUAUGUGGUCAGGGGUUGCAAAUCCUUUCCUGGGGGCUGGAUGUGCAAGGUAGAAAAAUAAAAGAUGGGAUCUGAAA
Thamnophis elegans (Western terrestrial garter snake) is the source of this 3868-nucleotide messenger RNA. It is a transcript of the gene WDR6, whose product is annotated as WD repeat domain 6. The record is from RefSeq and is a predicted model, not a curated record. Gene Ontology annotation, cellular component: cytoplasm. Gene Ontology annotation, molecular function: protein binding. The coding region runs from base 531 to 3866 and encodes 1111 amino acids. Lineage: Eukaryota; Metazoa; Chordata; Lepidosauria; Squamata; Natricidae. The transcript is spliced from 7 exons. Gene Ontology annotation, biological process: tRNA methylation.